AUCAUAUCCGACGUGGUGGAUCGCGACGACGUGGAAAACGGUGUUCAUAGAAGCGAUUUGCGAUUUCAACGUCGCAGGAUCGUGCUCCCGUCCCCCCCCCCCUCCGCCUCCGCCGCCCUGUUCCGGCAGCAUUAGAAUCCAGAAGAGACGUUCUCUCCGAGGAACUCCCACAAGAGAGAUCCCACAGCGAUACUCCAUUUUCAACGCGUUCAACGCGUCGACUCUCUCCUCCGUUCCCCAUAAAUCCUCAUGUACUUCCCCUUCGCUCGUUUCUUACCGAGUCACCGUCACGGUCACGUUGGGUUGUCAGUCGAGCGCUAUCGGUGCGCGCGGACAAAAGUGCACGGUGUCGUGCGCAAUCUACGGUAAAUCGUGACGAAGCGAUCUCGUGUCGCUCGCUCGCUCGCUCGCGGCGGUGGCGACGACGACGGUGGCGGCCGUUGCGAGAAAGUCCCGCCCGUCAUUUAGACUGAGUCCGUGCGGCUGCUGUCUGCGCGCUCAUCGACGAUCACUUUGCGCCGAAGAGCACGUGCGUAUGUAAAUCGCCUCAUUUUCGCACGCACGUCGCAAACGCAUCUCGCUGCUGCUGCUGCUGCUUGACGGACAAACGCGCGCCGGUGACGCCGCAUCUGUCGCGAGCCGAUCUGGCGGCUCGAGGCUCGAGCGUGUGCCGCCGCACGAGCCGGCCGCCGAGGUGGAGGAGAGAUGCCUGCGUCAUCGGCGUGUAUCAUCGGCAAGAUCGAUCGCGACGACGAAACAUGAUCACGACGCCGCCGUCGCUGCCGCUGCCACCUUCUCGCGCGCCUUGCUCUCCUGUCUUCCUGUCGUGCGUCCAGUGAUUUCUCAGCGCUAAUAGAUUGCCCGCGGUCCGGUCAGCCGGCUUUCAUUUUAAUGGAUGGAGAGAAAGAUUGUCGGCGGAAGAAAGAAGCUCAGGGCAGCUCCCACCAGUCUCAGAGCAAUGCAUCAGAUUCGCUGCCCGUAUCAGGGGAAGAAGCGGAUUGGGAGGGUGCGCUCAGCACGGAGAAGCACGGCGACCUCGGGGACAUGACGUUCUGCAUGGCCAAUUAUAUGAAGGAAGCCAUGAAGAUGAUGUUCAUGAUGCGCAGUCAUCAUAUGCUGACUGAUGUGAUACUUGAAGUUGGUACCGAAUUGUUCCAUGCGCAUAAAGUUAUUUUAGCAGCUGCUAGUCCCUACUUUAAGGCCAUGUUUACCGGAGGAUUGAAGGAGUGCGAAAUGACAAGGGUGAAACUCCAAGGAGUGUGCCCAACCGCAAUGGCUCGCUUGAUGUACUUCAUGUAUACUGGACAAAUAAGAGUUACUGAGAUUACCGUGUGUUCGCUGCUGUCAGCAGCUACCAUGUUCCAAGUUACCAAUGUGAUAGACGCGUGCUGCGUAUUCCUGGAGAGGCAAUUAGAUCCCACGAACGCGAUCGGCAUCGCGCACUUUGCCGAGCAGCACAGCUGCCAGGACUUGUACCACAAGGCGAACCAGUUCAUUGUCCAGCACUUCAAUCAGAUAUGUCAAGAGGAGGAAUUCCUGCAGCUGUCCGCUAUUCAGCUGGUAUCGCUCGUUAGGAAGGACGAGCUGAAUGUGCAGGAGGAGCGGGAAGUGUACAAUGCCGUGCUCAAGUGGGUCAAGUACAACGAAGAGGCGAGGCGGCCGAAAAUGGAGCAUAUACUGCACGCGGUGCGUUGCCAGUACCUCACACCGAACUUCCUGCGAGAGCAGAUGAAGAACUGUGACGUGCUGAAGAAAGUGCCGGCUUGCCGCGAGUAUCUCGCGCAAAUCUUCAAGGACCUGACGCUGCACAAGAAGCCGGUGGUGAAGGAGCGCACGCCCAACACGCCCCGGGUCAUCUACAUCGCUGGCGGUUUUCUCAAGCACUCGCUCGACGUACUGGAGGGUUACAACGCCGACGACAAGACGUGGACGCAGCACGCGAAGCUGAUCGUACCUAGGUCCGGCUUGGGUGGCGCUUUCCUCAAAGGCAUGUUCUACGCAGUCGGCGGCAGGAAUAACUCACCAGGAAGCAGACGUUCGCGUGAUGUUUUCAGGUACGACAGCGACUGGGUCGACAGGUACAACCCGGUGAUGGAUCAAUGGCGACCGUGCAGCCCGAUGUCGGUGCCGAGAAACAGGGUUGGCGUCGCUGUGAUGGACGGACUGUUGUACGCGGUGGGUGGCAGCGCAGGCGCCGAGUAUCACAACAGCGUCGAAUGCUACGACCCUGAUCAGGAUACGUGGACCAGCGUCAAGCCUAUGCACAUCAAAAGACUGGGCGUGGGAGUGGCGGUGGUGAACAGAUUGCUGUAUGCGAUCGGCGGCUUCGACGGUAAGGAACGACUCAGCUCAGUGGAGUGUUACCACCCGGAGAACGACGAGUGGACGAUGGUCUCGGCUAUGAAGUGCAGUCGCUCGGGCGCCGGAGUGGCCAAUCUAGGUCAAUAUAUAUACGUUAUAGGCGGAUACGACGGGAACUCGCAGUUGAACUCGGUGGAGAGAUACGACACGGAGCGCGACGUCUGGGAAUACGUGAGCAACGUCAGUAUCGCCCGCAGCGCGCUUAGCGUCACCGUUCUCGACGGCAAGCUGUACGCGAUGGGAGGAUACGACGGUGCGACGUUCUUAAACAUAGUGGAAAUUUACGACCCCGCCAAGGAUCAGUGGAUCCAGGGUGUGCCUAUGACGUCCGGGAGGUCCGGUCACGCCAGCGCUGUGUCGUACUAUCAGUGCCCUAUGCAUUGCGAUCAUCUGGACCACAAUAUCGCAUUGGAGAGACCGCCGUCGUGAUGUGGCAACGGACGGUUCUUCUUGCUGAACAACGCUUGCGAAUAACGACGGCCAAUAAGAUAACGUGCGGUCGCGUCGUUUAUGCAUUUCGUUAAGUGAAAUGUGUACAAAGUGAGGAGGUGGAACUGUGGUGUAAAAGUGACGACAUGAAAGAUACGACACACACACAUACGCGCGCGCACACACACACACGCAUACACGGGUCGGGACGGGACAUAAGGGGCAAUCGACGUUUACGUGGACAACUCGACUGAGAAUUGUAUUUACGUAGUGUAAUAUAGCAGAGACGGCACGAGACGCGUGUCGUCGAAUCGGACCAAGUCUGAAAAAGAUUGCGACUAGCUGGCGAAAGAUGUAUUCUCUCGAGAAGCAAGGUGAAGUGAAUUUUUUUAUUCGUUAUUUUUAUCCUCUUCUUUUUCUCUUUCUCACCGCGACGUUUCGACUUAACGAAGGACCAAAUUCGCCGCAUCCAGCUACUAAGACAGAUCAGACUGUAACAAGUUUUUUAUAGCUUGGUCGCUCUUCGCGGACGACACUGUAAUUAAUAUGUAAUUGUACAUAUAUCGUAAGAAAGUUAUUUUCAAAGAA
Harpegnathos saltator (Jerdon's jumping ant) is the source of this 3378-nucleotide messenger RNA. It is a transcript of the gene Keap1, whose product is annotated as kelch like ECH associated protein 1. The record is from RefSeq and is a predicted model, not a curated record. Gene Ontology annotation, molecular function: protein binding. The transcript has 7 exons. NCBI's taxonomy places the organism in Eukaryota, Metazoa, Arthropoda, Insecta, Hymenoptera, Formicidae. Bases 892 to 2790 code for a protein of 632 amino acids.